Molecule: messenger RNA, 1422 nt
Organism: Metopolophium dirhodum (rose-grain aphid)
Lineage: Eukaryota; Metazoa; Arthropoda; Insecta; Hemiptera; Aphididae
Product: trans-1,2-dihydrobenzene-1,2-diol dehydrogenase-like
Exons: 7
Coding region: 213-1202 (329 amino acids)
Molecular function (GO): nucleotide binding
Source: RefSeq, a predicted model, not a curated record
AUUAAGAUUACAUAAUCAUACAUAAUUGUGUAAUCAGAUUAGUUAAUAACAAAUAUGUUGCUUUUUAUAAUUAUAACUUAAGUUAUAUAACUCUAUAUUUCUAUAAUUGACAGUAUUAACAUUGAUAAUCUUCUGUGACCCGUGCCUGCCAGUUUGGUGCACGCGACAGACGCGAAUAUUUCAGUUGUACCAAGGUACAUCAUCCUGUAGAGAUGGCGACCAGAUGGGGAAUAAUAGGAACCAGCAAUAUAUCACAUGAUUUUGCUGUGGCCAUGGGUACAUUGCCACGGACAGAACACUUGAUCACAGCAGUGGCGUCCAAAGACAAGGUGAGGUCUCGAGAAUUCGCCCAACAGUUUGACAUUCCCAAUGCUUAUGAUUCUUAUUCCCUCAUGGCAAACGACACCGAAGUAGACGUUGUUUAUGUGGGCACCCUUAAUGAACACCAUUACUCUGUCAGCCGCUUAAUGUUGGAACACGGGAAGAAUGUUUUAUGCGAAGAACCAUUCUGUCAAAAUGCUAACCAAGUCCAACAGCUCGUUGAACUUGCGAGGUCUAAAAAUUUGUUUCUUAUGGAAGCCAUGUGGAUGUUUUUCACUCCAGCUUUCACUAUUUUAGGAGAAGAAAUCAACAAAGGUACUAUUGGUGAACCAUUGCAAAUAAUUUCUUCAUUUGGUACACCAAUGUCUGAAUCACUAAUUCAACAACGAAAUAGUGGUGGAUCAAUAUUAGAAUUGGCUGUAUUCUCAGUUUACAUGAGCCAAUUCCUGUUUGGCCCUGAAAAGCCACAAAUCUAUGGCACUUGUGGACAGUUAACAGAACUUGGGUUUGAUAAGGAUGCAAGUAUAAUUUUAAAGUAUAGCAAUGGUAGAAUUUCUACAUUUUUAAGCCAUUUCAAAGUUAACCUACCCAAUGAGGCUACUGUAUUUGGCACUACAGGAAAUAUUAAAUUAUACGAUCCAUUCUGGUCAGCGACUAAAAUUUCCAUAAAUGGAACAGACAUUAAUAUAGACGUGCCUGAAACAAAAAAAGCAACAAGAUAUGGUAAUAGCGUGCAACUAAUUUACGAGAUUCAAGAAGUUAGAAAUUGUCUUCUGAAAGGUAUAAAUGAGAGCAGUAUAGUUCCAUGGUCGCUAAGUAUUGAGAAUGCAAUUUUGGUUGAAGAUAUAAGGAAAAAAUUAGGAGUAACUAUUUGUAAUUAGUAGAAACCAAUUUUAGUAAAUAAAUAAAAUUAAUAUAAUUUAUACUUUACAUUUUAUGUAAUUGAACCAAAUGAAUAUUAUAUUUUAAUAUUUUAUUUGUUAAUUUGUAAUUAAGUUAAUGUAACAACAUAUUACUUUGUAUGCUGCUCAAAAACAUAUGAAUGCAACUAUAAAAAUUAUUGAAAUUAUAGAUAAAUACACUUCAUAGCAUUAUAUUAUA